AUGCCGCCAAAGAAUCAGCGACGUUCUCAUACCAAGUCGAAGAACGGAUGCAGUCAAUGCAAGGUUCGGCGGAUCAAGGUCAGCAUGUUCGGACGAGACACCUCAACCAGGGGUCUUUGUAACAACUGCGAACGGCGCCAAAUAUUCUGCGACUUUUCGGCGUCGCCCGGUAGCAGCAAGUCUCCCAGCAACGUUGCCCCAGAUGUACGAAGACAAGGGAGUCAGGCGGGAUCGGUCAGUGGGUCACAGCGGACGCCGACGCAGCCUGUAGUCGACCCGUUUCAACAGCCUGACCUCGUGAGCACCAAAAAGAGCACUGAUCUUGAUGUGACCGACCUGCGCUUGAUGCAUCAUUUCACCAGCGUGGUUGCGCUCGACCUGGCCAACGCCAAAACUCCCGAAGCACAGGCAUUGUGGCAGGUCCAUGCGGUUAAGCUGGGCUUGAAGCACGAAUUCCUUCUCCGAGGCAUCCUGGCUGUUUCAGCAUUUCAUCUUGCUUAUCUCUAUCCUGACAGGAAGGCCGAGUAUGAACUGAUUGGGACGACGCAUCAAAGCCUUGGUCUGACUGAGUUUCAAGAAACAUUGGGCCACGUUGACGAAACAAACUGCCAGGCGCUUUUUGCCUUUUCCUGCCUGCUGAUCGUGCUGGCCUUUGCUUCCAGUGCGAAAGACAAACCCGAAGACUUUACGCAUGACGUGCUGCAUUGGUUCUAUUUGCUGAGGGGCGCAAACAUGGUCCUGAAUAUGCAUCACGAUACCAUCCGGUGCAGCUUCCUCAAGCCGUUACUGGACGAAAUGGCGCACAUGGAUAACAUUGCCGCCUACAGAUUUCCAGACACCGACCAGAUCACCAAGUUAUUUCGGGUAUGCAGUUCUUCGGAGCACGACAAAGAGACGGCGCAAGCCAUCGACCUGGCGAUACAUUCGCUUCUCAGCACCUUUAUUCAAGCUUCAUUACUGAAAACUCGUGGCGACGGCACUGUUCUAGCAACAUUUGUCUGGCCGAUCAAUUUACCACCCAAGUUUCUUGAUCUUUUGGGCGAGAAACAGCCGGAAGCCAUGGUCAUUCUUGCACAUUAUUGCGUUCUCAUAUACUGGGGAGAGACCCACCAUGAGGACACCUGGUUCAUCAGUGGAUGGGCCAAGUAUAUGCUUGAGACGGUAAAGGAAUCGAUACCGGAUGCGUGGCAAGAACAGCUCGAUUGGCCAACCAUGAUGAUCACAAAAGAACACGGGUCGCCCAGUGUUGACGCAGCACCUUUGGCCGGAAGUCGAACGAUGGGUUAA
Cladophialophora immunda is the source of this 1287-nucleotide messenger RNA. RefSeq lists its product as uncharacterized. The transcript is spliced from 2 exons. Bases 1 to 1287 code for a protein of 428 amino acids. The record is from RefSeq and is a predicted model, not a curated record. Lineage: Eukaryota; Fungi; Ascomycota; Eurotiomycetes; Chaetothyriales; Herpotrichiellaceae. Gene Ontology annotation, molecular function: DNA-binding transcription activator activity, RNA polymerase II-specific. Gene Ontology annotation, biological process: regulation of transcription by RNA polymerase II.